AUGGAGAAGCUAAGGUCAUCAUGCUAUAUAGCUGCUAAAGGACAAUUUCCGUGUUCGGUAUGUGGCAAAGUGUUUUGUCAUUCGUCAUCGUUAAGUCGACAUCGAAUGCAAGCACACUUCAAAUGUUAUACUUGUACUCAGUGUAAUCAAGAAAUAUCCAGCAAUGAAACAUUACGUUCUCAUAUGUUUCGUAUCCACUCGAUCUCACGUAUGUUUAUGUGUCGUUGUUGCAAUUGGGCAUUCCCGGACAAGACUAGCUUACAUAUUCAUAUGCAAAGUAUGUUACGUAACGGUACACCCGGCGAUGUGUCUGUAUUGGCUAGGAGUUCUACGGAAGGUCCCGGAAUGGCAGGAGUUGUGGGAGAGUUGUCACCACACGAGAUGGACUCGAGUAGCGCCUCAUCGUCGAGUCCAGCUGAAGGAGGUCGUGACAGUGUUUCACCGUCCCUCCUCGACACGUGCUCACCAAUGAAAGCCACAACACCGACGCAUGCCAACCAUCAUCUGUUGAACGGUUCCAUUUUUCCAACGCUCAACAACACCGAAACACUGCUGACGAAACUACGAUCAAAGGUGGAUUCUCUUCUACCACAAACGGGUAACGAGCAAAACGCAAACGCGACCGCUCACCAGCAGAGUGCAAAUCAUCACUGGCUUGCUGCAUGGCUAGCCAAUAAUCCUUUCGCGAGUCAGCUCAAUUUAGCAACCAUUCAGGCGCAUUUAUUAAGUGGUAAUUUCGUGAUUAAUUGUCAUAUUAUGUGGAUUCUCUUCUACCACAAACGGGUAACGAGCAAAACGCAAACGCGACCGCUCACCAGCANUUCGACGGGUCGGCGAUCGGUCGUCGAUUCGAUUCGACGGGUCGGCGAUCGGUCGUCGAUUCGAUUCGACGGAUGGAUGCAUGGAUCUGAUUACGAACAAGCGUUUGCAGGUGGAAGUCAAGAAUCACUACAGCUGGAAGGGCAAGGAACCGGGGCUGUGGGUGGUGGUGGUGCUGCUGAGCACAAGAAUGUGAUCUCAACGGAUACGGACGAAGACGGUGACGGCGGGCACGACAUCAAAAUGCGAAUGCCUGCUGCUGCCGCUACUCGCAAACCUGAAGAAAGCAUUUUGAAAGAUGACGACGACGAUCAAAUGACCGAAGAAGAUACCACUGCACAUAAUAAUAAUAAUAAUAAUACAAUGGCUGGUGGUGGGCUCGUUGUUCGAUGCAAAACUGAACCAACAGCAGCAGCAGCAGCAACACCAACUGAUUUAAAUGCUAGUCUCAAAUCAGCGAAUGAGAAAAGUCUUCUAUCGAGUAUUAUUCCGCCCGCAUCACUUGAUUAUUUCAACAAAAUUCUCUUCAACGAUACCAACAAUACGACGACUAAUCAUAAUGGGCUGACCACGAGCACGAACAAUAUUAUGACUGCGAAUCGUCAAAAUCACGUUGCGGUUGCAACCUCAACAACACCAGAAAGCAAAAGCAACAGCAGCAGCAGCACAGCGUCGUUGUUAAACGGAACGGGAACGAUGAAUUCUUCACUGGAUAGUUUGCUGGAGAAGAAGGGUUUGAGUGUGGUGUCACGUUCGUUUAAUCGUAACAAACGAAAAGCCACAAAACCACAACAAUUGGCCAGUUAUACGCUGUUGAAGAAUUUGAAUAACACUAAUGAGGAAGAGCACGAUAAUGAUAAUGAGACGACAACGCAAUCUUAUUUGGGACCACCGGAAAAGAUGUCUGCAAAAGGAAAGCAACAGCAACAGCAGCAGCUGCCAGUGAUAGGAGAAACAGCAACAGCAACAGCCACAUCGAACGGCAACAGCAACGCGACAGCAACAGCAACAGCAACAGCGACAAUAAUAGCAACAAGUUGUUGCAACAGCAUCAAAUCAGACUUAGUGCAAUCGUGCAGUCAACGAAAUGACGAGACGACAUCAAAACGCGAUGUUUUCAAAGAGAAUGGUGUUGGAGAUAUAGGAGGCGUUGAUAAUAGUAAUAGUAAUCAAGCAGUAGCCACAGAUACUAAUGGGCAUUCGAGUGGCGGUGGUUGUGGUCGAUUGUCCGUAUCGACGUCGCAUAAUAGUGCUGAGAAUGGUGACGAUUCAACAGCAACAUGUUCAUCACAACAUAAAUGUUUCGAUUGCCAGGUGAUAAAAGCAAAAUUGGGUAUGUCAGAAACAAGGAAUCGUUUCUUGGAGUCGAAAGUGGUGAGUGAUGAGUCGAAAUUGAGUCGACUGAACGGGCAAAUCAACGAACUGCAAUCGACGAUCGCUCAGUACGAACGUGAUCAACGUGAUCUUCGACAUCAUAUUGAAAAAUUUGAAAGUAAAUUACUGGAGUGUCAGGAACGGGCAGUGGCAGCAUUAGGUUUGCUACAUAAAGGACCAGAAUCGUUGCCGGCAGUGAAGUUAUUGAUGGAGAACCUUUUGGAAUGUACCAAUUUGACAUUUAGAAGUGGUAAGACGUGCUGA
Messenger RNA from Anisakis simplex (herring worm), 2457 nucleotides. The record is from the annotation of a GenBank genome assembly. NCBI's taxonomy places the organism in Eukaryota, Metazoa, Nematoda, Chromadorea, Rhabditida, Anisakidae.